This is a messenger RNA of Prunus dulcis (almond), 873 nucleotides long. RefSeq names its product probable xyloglucan endotransglucosylase/hydrolase protein 26. The coding region runs from base 1 to 873 and encodes 290 amino acids. Gene Ontology annotation, cellular component: apoplast; cell wall. Gene Ontology annotation, biological process: cell wall biogenesis; xyloglucan metabolic process. NCBI's taxonomy places the organism in Eukaryota, Viridiplantae, Streptophyta, Magnoliopsida, Rosales, Rosaceae. The transcript is spliced from 4 exons. Gene Ontology annotation, molecular function: xyloglucan:xyloglucosyl transferase activity; hydrolase activity, hydrolyzing O-glycosyl compounds. The record is from RefSeq and is a predicted model, not a curated record.
AUGGCAGUUUUGCAAGCUUUUCUGAUUGCUCUAUGCAUCAUUGUGUCUCAUCAAAAUUUGGUUGAUGCAAAAUUUUCCAAGAGUAUGUAUAUCACCUGGGGUACCCAGCAUGCUACAAUUCAAGGCAAUGGUGGCGAGGAUCUUAACCUCGUGCUGGAUCCAUUUUCAGGUUCUGCUGUUCAAUCAAAGAGAGGCUUCUUAUUCGGAAGCAUUGAGAUGCUCAUUAAGUUGGUAUCUGGGAAUUCCGCAGGGACAGUAACAGCAUACUAUCUAUCCUCAACAGGAACCAAACAUGAUGAGAUAGAUUUUGAAUUCUUAGGGAACAUUUCUGGACAACCUUACAUUGUCCACACAAACGUCUAUACACAAGGAAAUGGAAGCAAAGAGCAGCAAUUUUAUCUCUGGUUUGACCCUACUGCUGAUUUCCACAACUACACCAUACAUUGGAACCCCACUGAAAUUGUGUGGUAUAUUGAUAGUCUACCAAUUCGUGUUUUCCAAAACUAUGAAAACCAGGGGAUUGCUUACCCCAACAAGCAAGGGAUGAGGGUUUACUCAAGCUUAUGGAAUGCUGAUAACUGGGCAACUAGAGGCGGGCUAGUCAAGAUAGAUUGGACCAGUGCACCCUUCAUGGCUAGAUUUCGAAACUUCAGGGCAAGAGCCUGCAAGUGGAACGGAGACAUCAGCAUUAGUCAAUGUGGCACCACCUCCCGGGCAAACUGGUGGACCUCCCCUAUAUACAGCCAGCUGAGCAGUGCUAAGCGGGGCCAGCUGCAGUGGGUCAGAGAUAGCUUCAUGAUCUAUGACUACUGCAAAGAUACUAAAAGGUUCAAUGGACAGAUACCUGCUGAAUGUUUUAUACAACAAUUCUGA